This is a messenger RNA of Sesamum indicum (sesame), 1454 nucleotides long. RefSeq names its product ARM repeat superfamily protein. NCBI's taxonomy places the organism in Eukaryota, Viridiplantae, Streptophyta, Magnoliopsida, Lamiales, Pedaliaceae. The record is from RefSeq and is a predicted model, not a curated record.
GAAGUCUGUGAUUUUUCAUAUCGGACCCAACAAUAUGGCCCGAAUUAAUCUGAGGCCCGAAAUGAUAGUUCUUGAUUGGGCUUCCUAGCCCAGCUAACACGAUCAUUUUCUUGUCAGUGAAACAAGUCCCCACCUCUCCUGAAUUCUGCAAAUUUCAGUACUGUACAUGCAAAGUAAUGCAGAAAAGGGAUAAUGCCCACCUGAUUUUUAAUCUUCACCCCUUCCAGUGCCAGUGGGAUUGGGAUACAAAUUACAUCAACUCCGCCGGGAGGAGCUUGUGUUCUUGAUCCUAGUUUUUGCACUAUCCGACGCCAUGAAAACCGACCAACCCAAGCUCAAAACCACUCCCCGUACUCAACUUUUUUCAUGUGGCUUCUUUCGCAAAUGCACGCAAACUGUCCUCAGUCCCACAACCUCCACUCCACCGCCCCUCCCUCAGGCGGCGCCGCCUCCUCCUCCGCCGCCAGCCCAGCUCCCACCGCCAGCCCAGCCUGAGUCAUCCUCCUCUUCUUCUUCAAACACCUCCCAGAGUUUCACUCAGUGGAGGUUCCCGCUCUCCAACUCACCCAUAUCCCACCACUCAUACUCGCAGCCGAAAGCUGAAGCGGUAUCCGAACCCGACCUGAAAUUGGAGGUUGUUCCACCACUCCUCACCAAUGCCAGCUUGGAGGAGCUGUUCCAUGUGGCGGAGCUCCAAUUCAGUUCCGGGUCGGACGCUGGUCGUCUCGGGGCCGUCCACUUGCUGGAGCGUUCCCUCGUCCCGAACCCACGUUCCGCUGUUGACGGCUGCCCGUGCCCGGCCGCGGUGGUGGUUGGGGUGGUGGCGUGCUUGCGGGAGGGGAUGGCGCGUAAGCCUGCGAGUAAGGUUUUGUUAGCACUUUGUUUGGUGGAGGGGAAUCGGCGAGUGGCGGUGGAGGCGGGCGCGGUGACGGCGGUGGUGGAGGCGCUGACGGACGCGGAGAGCGCUGUGCUGUGGCGGUUGUUAGCAGCGUUGGAACUGUUGUGCACGACGGCGGAAGGUGCGGCGGAGGUGAGAGCUCACGCCCUGGCGGUGCCGAUGAUGGUGCAAGUAAUGGGGAGGAUGGAGGGGAGGGGGAAAGAGCACGCGAUAAGCGUGUUGGCGGUGAUCUACGGUGGUUUGGAGGAAGGGGUGGGGGUGGCACCGGCGGAGGAGGUGGCGCGUUCGGUGAUGUUGGCAUUGCAAGGUGAUUGUAGUGCAAGAGGGAGGAGAAAAGGGGCCCAGCUUCUGAAGAUUCUUCAAGAAAACGGACGGGUGGAAACGAGCGAAGAGGAGAGAUAAGCGGUCCGGAUUGUGUAUUUUCAGUCAAAGUUGUAAGAUGAAAUAAUUACUGUAUGGCGCCUGCGCAUCUGAAAGACGCCCAAGAGGGAGACAUAUCAGAUAUCAUCCUUGUGUAGGAACGAUAAUAAAUGAAUGUGAAUUAUUAUUUUUCUAU